AUGGCAAAGAGGAACAUUUCAUCUUUCCUUGUUGUUUUGGUGUCACUACUUGCAGUAGCUUUGGCAGAGGCGACAACAGAACCGCCGGCUGUCUACAUCUUCGGGGACUCAACCCUUGAUGUUGGGACUAAUAACUACAUACCUGAAUGCCUCGCAAAGGCAGAUUUCUAUUUCAACGGCAUUGAUUUCCCUUACUCAGAGCCAACGGGGAGGUUCAGCAAUGGUCUUAACACUGCUGAUGAAAUAGUGAGGCUGUUGGGUCUGCGGAGGAGUCCACCACCGUUUCUCCAGCUUGUCAAUGAUCCGUCGACUUUCAGGAAGAAUAUACUAAAGGGCGCCAACUUUGCCUCUGGAGGAUCCGGUAUUUUGAAUAGUACUGGACAGUAUCAAUACAGAAAGGUCAUAUCCAUGGGGGAUCAGAUCCAACAAUUCUCAACCGUUCGAUCAAAUAUCACAAAUAUGACGGCCAGUGAUGCAGCUACCGAUGCCAUUCUUUCCAAAGCAUUCUUUCUUAUCAGCGUUGGCAGCAAUGACAUCUUCGAGUACCUGCUUAACAUCACCAGACCACCAAUGACCAUACCGGAGUUCAAUGCCACCCUUGUAUCCACAUAUGAAUACCAUUUAAAGACUCUAUACGAGCUUGGCGCCCGAAAGUUAGGUAUCUUAACCGUUCCACCGAUCGGGUGCACCCCAUUUGCUCGAGCUAGAGCCAAUGGUAACUGUUCCGAGCCAGCUCGGCGGUUUGCGCAAGCAUUCUAUACAGAGGCUGUGGCCUUACUAGAAAAGCUUAGCUCCCAAGUCCCAGAUUUAAGGCUACAAGCCCAAGCUCUUUGUGAUUCAGGUUUAAGGGAUAUUACAUCGGCCUGCUGUGGAAAUGGAACGUACGCAUGCAAUCAAACGGCUAGCUUUUGUUCUAACCGUGACGAAUACUUGUUUUGGGACCAGUUUCAUCCGACACAGCGAGUUUCGGAGUUGGCAGCCUUAACACUAUUCGGUGGAUCCGAAUCGUUUGUGGCUCCCAUGAAUUUCAGUCAGUUGUUGGGGGUUAACAUUUAG
Gossypium arboreum is the source of this 1056-nucleotide messenger RNA. RefSeq names its product GDSL esterase/lipase At4g28780-like. Lineage: Eukaryota; Viridiplantae; Streptophyta; Magnoliopsida; Malvales; Malvaceae. Gene Ontology annotation, molecular function: hydrolase activity, acting on ester bonds. The coding region runs from base 1 to 1056 and encodes 351 amino acids. The record is from RefSeq and is a predicted model, not a curated record. The transcript has 5 exons.